This is a messenger RNA of Suillus paluster, 1632 nucleotides long. RefSeq lists its product as uncharacterized. The transcript has 8 exons. Lineage: Eukaryota; Fungi; Basidiomycota; Agaricomycetes; Boletales; Suillaceae. Bases 1 to 1632 code for a protein of 543 amino acids. The record is from RefSeq and is a predicted model, not a curated record.
AUGGCACGCACCAAGCAAACUUCUUCAAAAGCAACUGGUGGGGUUGCCCCCUGUGUCCAAAUCAAGAGAGAUCGGCAGACCCUCGCAAGCUUGAAGGUCGCAGUACCGCCACAUCUUCUGCAAGAAACUUUAUGCUCUCACGUGGAAGCCCGUUCAGGACCACUCAAAAACGAGUUCUGCAUGCUCUGCCAGGAUGGCGUGCGUGAAGGUGAAGAUUGUCUCUACGAAUGCAACGAGCAUGACUGCCCGCAUGCCGUGUGCACCCAGUGCAUUUCAAUUCCGGCUGGCGACAUGCAGUACCUACAGGAGCUGGAUGUCAAAUUUCGCUGUGUCCACUGCCAUACGGCCUUGGACAAGAAGUUGAAAGAGGUCACGCCAUACUAUGGAUUUUAUAGGGAUGCUCAGCCCAUUUUCCAGUCAUUCCUGCCCAUCGUUGGACAGUUAACCCUUUCUAAAUGUUCCCAGAUUUCUUCAAAGCCAGCCCUCAUCAUUCAUUUCAAGGUUGUUGGCUUCGAGAACACUGCGAGCCCAGUUGACACGGUCCAUUCCUACCUUAGGCCUUAUUUUCCGAAUGGCGGCCUCCACCUCGUCGAUGUGGUUUUCGACCUCGGCACUAGUCACAAGAUUGAUAGGUACUCUCAACAGUGCGAGGAACUUGUGAAUGACAUUAUGGAAGAUUCGCGACUACCAGACAGUUUGUCUUGUGAUCACCAAUCACUACGAAUGACUGAGAACGGCAACCCUUUCCUUGGUUAUUUGGUGCGAAACAGUUAUAUCACAGAUACCGUUCCCGAGUCAUUACUAAAGUAUCUCCAGUUUAUGAGUGCUUUACUUGAUCCGUGGAGCAAAGUGAUUCGCUGCUCGAAGACCACCACCCUAUUCUUUUUGGGCUGCAGAGCCAUCAUCAACAAAUCCGAAGGUUUCAGCGGUUUGCGUCUGGCUGUUGUUGAUCAUGCAAUUUUGUCUACGGUCGCAUUCACUGCCAAACACUUCCAUCCGGCAUUCACUUCCCAUCUUUUUAUUGCAUUCGCUCAGCUCGUUAUUAUUGAAUGCUUCCCACUGUGUGAAGCAUUCCCUGGGAUAAUCAAGCAAUCGGGAUUGGGCAUGCACACCGAUAUCGUCCUGAUGACCAUGACGCCUCAAGACAAUGGCCCAGUGAUGCCACUAGAAUUGCACUCAUUACUCGUGGGCUCAUUCUACUUCUCGUCCGUGGGGAAAGACACUUCCUCUCCAAUGCCCGCAAUGUGGGUGUCCCACCAAAUGAAACAGAGUGAAGGCCGACUUCUCGUGCAAGACAAAUCGGAAGCAAGGAAGCCCCGCUUGAAGAUUAUUUGCAAGGCUCCGAAGAACUCGAGGCUACUUCCAGGGAAAAGACGAAAUGCCUCUUGGUUAGAGAUCGCUCUUGACUUCUCCCAGUCCGUGACCGUUGUACCUAGCUAUAGAAUUCAAGUUACAUUUCAACUACUCCGGCGGCUGUAUAAUAUAUCUAUAACACUCAAGCUGCAUUGGGUCGAAUACCUACGUAGUAGCUCACUGGUUAUAGCACUAUACAUCAUCGCCAAGCUUCCACAGCGGCCAUUGAACGCUCGAGCCUCAAAGAGUGCAAGUAGGGUUGUCGAAGACUCGAAGUGA